Molecule: messenger RNA, 840 nt
Organism: Lathyrus sativus (Indian pea)
Lineage: Eukaryota; Viridiplantae; Streptophyta; Magnoliopsida; Fabales; Fabaceae
Source: the annotation of a GenBank genome assembly
AUGUUUCAUGCAAAGAAGUUUCCGGAGGCAAAUAUGAUGCCUCAUAAGUCUCAAGGUGGAGGUGAACAAAUUGCGAAUGUUGGGGGUUUGAGUGGAUCUGUUGUGAAAGAUGCUGCACCUGCUGGGGGAGGUGGGAAGCAACGUUUGCGCUGGACGUCGGAUCUUCAUGACCGUUUUGUGGAUGCCAUUACACAACUUGGUGGACCAGAUAGAGCAACACCAAAAGGUGUUCUUAGAGUGAUGGGUGUACCUGGUCUGACCAUUUAUCAUGUUAAGAGCCAUUUACAGAAGUAUCGCCUGGCGAAGUACUUGCCCGAAUCACCAGCUGAUGGUAAAGAUUCUAAGGAUGAGAAAAGGAAUUCUGGAGACAGCAUUUCUGGCGCUGAUUCUUCCCCGGGAUUGCAAAUCAAUGACGCACUACGGAUGCAGAUGGAGGUUCAAAAACGUUUGCAUGAACAGCUUGAGGUUCAAAAGCAAUUACAGAUGAGAAUUGAAGCUCAGGGUAAAUACUUGCAGAAGAUCAUAGAGGAACAACAGAAAUUAGGUAGUACUUUGGCAGCGUCGGAAACACUUCCAUUACCCCAUGAUAAGCAAAAUCAUUCAUUAUCGGAGCCUUCUGGGUCUAGUGAUGCCCUUGCAAGCACUUUUCCUCCGCAUAAAAAACAGAGAAUUGAUGAAGGCUCAAAGGAUGGUUUCAUUGCAUCCCAAGUUACGAGAAAUACUACACAGAAGAAUGAUUGUAAUGUUGUCUGUUUGGAUCCGAACUUGUAUGAAGAUGAUGCUGGUUUCGGAUUUGAUUUGGAGACAGAAAAUGAUGACGACAAUGAGAGUGAGCAGUAA